AUGGAGCGCAUGAAGGCGGCUUAUGCCCUGCACAAGCAGGAGCACGAGGCAGCCGGCGGCGGCGGCGGCAACUCCGAUGGCAGCCCGGCCGCGGCGAGCGCGGCGGGGCCGUCAGCGGGCGCCAAGCGCGCCCCCAAGGCGUCAGCUGCCAAGCCGGCCGCCUCGACGGCGCCGGCCAAAAAGCAGCGGACUGUCAAGGAUAUGCUCUCUCAGGCCAACGGCCGGCAGCACAACGGCGCCCUGCAGGCCAACGGGGUGGCGAGGGCUGAGGAGGAGCCUCCGCACGUCGUGCCCGGUGGGGCGCCAGGGCCAGGGCCGGCGAUCAGGUCUUGA
Messenger RNA from Monoraphidium neglectum, 333 nucleotides. RefSeq lists its product as hypothetical. Lineage: Eukaryota; Viridiplantae; Chlorophyta; Chlorophyceae; Sphaeropleales; Selenastraceae. The coding region runs from base 1 to 333 and encodes 110 amino acids. The transcript is spliced from 2 exons. The record is from RefSeq and is a predicted model, not a curated record.